GUCGCACGUACGUACCCUUCCACGAACCGCCGAACCAAGCUCUGCAUUGUGCGCGUAUCUUGUCAUCAUCUUAUUGACGGAUGAGCCACAUGCAUUCUCGACGCAGAACACCAUAAUCAGAUAAUGGCGGCCCCUUUGGCUUCUCCGGGGGUGAACGGAAUCGCAUCCCCUACCUCUCCUGCUCCUGCGCCCGCAACGAUAGAUUCCCAAGUCCUCCUCGACCAUCUCAGCAAAGUCCUGCAAAUCACACUCGGCGCCUCCGAUGAAGAGCUCUCGGCCGCUGGGAGUCUGCUGUCGCCGCCUCGCGUGCCCGAGACUCUCCAGCGGUGCACCCGCUUCGCAACGGAAUCAAACAUAUCCCUUUAUGUUCAGAAAGAGCAAGUGAGCUCGAAUGCGAUUCGAGUGAACGGAUCUGAAGAUGGCGCUGAAGCUCCUCUUCAAUUUAAUUAUACCAUAUCCUUCGAACUGUACCCUUCUACAAAAUGUGUAGCAUCAAUAGUCAUUCUGAAAAGACGGCAGCAACCGAUAGACCCAUCUCUACCCUUGAGCUCGCAGAUUGAUAUCAUAAGUCUACCUGGCAUACCGGUAUCUUCAAACAGCUCGUCUUCCCAGUCAUCCAAUAUCUCGCCAUACGAAUAUCUCAACUCGUUACUGAGCUCGGUCGUCUCACCAUUCUUCGAUGCCUCCAGCAAGCCACAAGAAAUACAGCCCGCGGGUUAUGGCAAAGCGCAGGGUGAUCCAAGAACUGGCGUCCCGGGCACGAGGAAGAAGAUUGAAGAGUUGAAGCUCAGUUUCCAGCAUCUCCAGCAGAAUGUCGAAAUCCCGCCGCUACUCCUGAAUCUACAUCCGUACAUCCAGCAAGCUCUCGAAGAUGCUGAGCGGAAGCACGCGAAAGCCUCGGACGCGCAGAUUCCCCCGUCCCUACGCGAAGACUCAACUUUCCUGAACAACCUGCAGAAUAUUGUCAAUGGAUGGAUCAAGUCUAUACAAACCACGACAAAGACAACGAGAGACCCCAGCAGCGGAACUGCGUCUCAAGAGAUCAAGUUCUGGCUGGACAUGGAGGCUCGGUUGGAGGGCAUCGAGGCACAACUGGCUGGAGACGGCGUCAUGUUGACUAUGGCGGUCCUGCGAUCUGCAAAGAGAUUUCAGGCGACCACAAGCUUCACUGCCGAUACAGGGCUGAAAGAGAAGAUUGACGAAGUGCGCAAAUACAACCUGCUGAUGCGCGACUUUCCCCUCGACGAGCUACUUUCCGCAACCUCUUUGUCUAAAGUCCGUGACGCAGUGACGCAGAUCUUUUCGCAUCUAAACAAGAAGCUCCGUAUCUGCCCAUACCCAAUUAGACGCGCAUUGCCACUUGUUGGAGCAAUCUCGGCCGAUCUCGACGCAAGAUUACACGUUUUACUCCAAGGACGGACCUUGAUGCACCUUGAAUUUCCACAAUUCAACGCCAUCCUGAAUGAGACCGAAGAGAUCUGGCGGACUUGGGAUGACUGUGUGAAGGAGUUCACGAAUGUUGCCCGUGAGGUCACAAGACGGCGAAAUGAGAAGUUUAUACCAAUCAAGAUCCAGUCAAAUCACGAAGAGACCCAGAAGCGUCUGCGAUACGUUCACACUUUCCGGAAGAACCACGAGCAGCUGCAACGCACCAUAGUGACUGUCCUUGGCUCAGGCCAGUCCGAGUCUGUGGAUGGGACAGCCCCGAUGGAUGCCGUAGUGGUCGCAGAAAUCGGCGAUGUUGAUGCGGUUGACGAAGUCGCGCAAGCCUACGCUGCACUCAAAGAUGUAGACGUCCUCGAUGUAUCUCCAGAGGGCAACAACAUCUGGAGCAAGGCGGAGGAGACAUACAACGAACGGACGGCCCGUGUCGAGAACUCAAUCAUCGCUCGCCUGCGUGAUCGCCUAGCUAUGGCAAAGACCGCUAACGAGAUGUUCCGCGUCUUCUCCAAGUUCAAUGCCCUAUUUGUACGACCCAAGAUUCGAGGCGCUAUCUCAGAGUACCAAACGCAGCUCAUUCAGAACGUGUACAACGAUAUCGAUGCGCUGCAUGAUCGCUUCAAGCGUCAGUAUGGCCAUUCUCAAGCCAACGCGAUGGCACAAUUGCACGAUAUUCCGCCUGUCUCGGGCGCUAUCAUCUGGGCCAGACAGAUCGAACGUCAGUUGGAUGGCUAUAUGAAGAAGAUAGGUGACAUUCUGGGCUCAGAAUGGCACCUGCACGCCGAAGGGCAGAAGUUCAGCGUGGAGAGCAACAUGUUCCGGAAGAAGCUUGACACCAAACCGAUCUUCGACUCCUGGCUCAACGAAGUCAAUCGAAGAAACCUUUCCAUAUCUGGCAGGCUUUUCACGAUACACCGGAAUCGAGCGGCCGGCAACAUCCUUGAAAUAACCGUCAAUUUCGAUGCUCAGAUCAUUACGUUGUUCAAGGAAGUGCGAAAUCUCCUGUGGCUUAAUUACCAGGUUCCACAUGCCAUUAGCAACAUAUCGAAAGACGCUAAACGCGUUUAUCCCUAUGCUGUGAGCUUGAUGGAAAGUGUACGAACCUAUACACAGACCGCCAAGAUCAUAGAGGAUAUGGGCCCGGUAUCAAUACUUCUUCACCAAUUCCGCAACGAGGCGCAAACGUUCGUCAAAAAGGGAUUGCCACUACAAUGGGAUUCUUUCAUACACGCAUACGACAUUCACAUCAAGACGACGUUUGCCUCUAUCGACCGUGCUGGUGCAGGCCGAGGCGAAAGCAGCUCGCACGUUCGUUUCGUUCGCGAAUUUGCUGCGGCUGUAUCGACUCUCCAAGGCAAGACAUCCACCCUCGCGGCUAUCCAUGCAACAGUGCAAAAAGCCCUGCUCGAGAUUGAGACUUGCCCCUACAAAGCAGAUGCGUUCAAGCAGAAUCUCGAUAUCAUCCAAAAGGCCGUCGACCAGCUGAACUUGGAGAAUUUCGUCAACCUAGACUACUGGGUCAACGAGAUGAACAAGACUAUUGAAUCUACACUGGUUGAUCGUCUGAAGCAGGCAAUCUCACAAUGGCUGACUGCAUUCGAGAAUGCCGAAGACGCACGUCCCAACACGAGCCGCAGCAGUGAUGGCGAAGAUCAAGCCAAAGAACUUCCAAGACUUACAAGUGUCAUUCAUGAGAUUACCUUGCGAAACCAGGUCAUUUAUCUGGACCCGCCACUAGAGUACUCGAGGGCAAGCUGGCUUGAGCAAUUGCAUGAAUGGCUCGGUGUUGUCUGUACUCUUGAAAAAGUGAAGGCAUCGCGAUACGAGAUGCGGCUUGAAGUUGCCCAAGUUGGAGACUCCCCGAAGUUCUCGGAGCUCCCAAGUCUUUGUGCUGAAUACCUGAUGCAAGUGUACAUGGCGAUUGAAGAUAAGAUUCAAGUUAUCCUCGAAUAUAUGGCCAAGUGGUUGCAGUUCCAGUCGCUCUGGGACCUUCAAUCGGAACAAGUUUAUGCUACCCUGGGCGAAGACCUCUCGAACUGGCUUCAAGUCCUUCAGGAGAUUCGCAAAUCCCGCGCCACGUUCGACACGUCGGAAACAAGCAAGACAUUCGGCUAUGUCACCAUCGACUACGAGCAGGUGCAGAACAAAGUCAACCAGAAGUACGACCAAUGGCAACACGAGAUAUUGAACAAGUUUGCUGGUAGACUCCAGAACCGGAUGACUGAGGUUUUUGCGGAAAUAGAAAAGGCCCGCAAGGACCUCGAGGGCCAAUCUCUUGAGACCUCAUCAACAGCGCAAGCUGUUGCCUUCAUCACAAUCGUCCAGCAGUGCAAGCGCAAGGUCAAGUCAUGGGGACCUGAGGUUGAGCUCUUCCAACAAGGCGAAAAGACCCUGAGCCGACAACGAUACCAGCUGCCUGGAGACUGGCUCUAUGUUGAACAGAUCGAUGGCGAGUGGACUGCAUUGAACGAGAUGCUCGAUCGUAAGAGCAAGAUUGUCAAUGACCAGAGCGACGCCCUCCGUGCCAAGAUUGUAGCCGAAGACCAAGUUGUGGGCCGAAAGAUCUCUGAGAUUGUGUCGCAAUGGAAUGAUGAGAAGCCUGUGUCCGGAUCUAUUCCUCCCGAUGAGGCGUCAUUGACUUUGCAAUCCUUCGAUAGUAGACUCAAUGCCCUUCAAGCUGAAGCCCUAUCGGUUUCCAAGGCUAAGGAAGCGCUCGACCUACCAGCAUCAGCCGAUAACCCUCUUUCGACCAUUCUUGAAGAGGUGCAAGACUUUAAGUCUGUAUGGUCAAACUUGUCCACGAUUUGGAACAGCCUGAACGACCUCCGAGAGACGUUGUGGACGAGCAUUCAGCCGCGCAAACUGCGCCAGUCCCUUGACGGGUUGAUCAAGAUGACGAAAGAUAUGCCUAGCCGUAUGCGCCAGUACGCAGCGUUUGAACACGUACAAAACGUUUUGCGUGGUCAUCUCAAGGUCAUUCCAUUGCUUUCUGACCUACGUUCUGAGGCAAUCCGCGAAAGACAUUGGAUCAGGAUAUUCAAGGCCCUGAAACCUUCAAAGCGCUACUCACAGCUGUCUCUUACCCUGGGCGACGUAUGGGAUCUGCAAUUGGUGUCAAGUGAACCUGUAAUUCGCGACGUUAUCGCUCAGGCUCAAGGAGAACUCGCACUUGAAGAGUUCAUCCGUCAAGUUCGUGAGACCUGGCAAGACUACACCCUGGAUCUUGUCAACUAUCAGAACAAGUGCCGACUGAUCAGGGGCUGGGAUGAGCUUUUUGCUAAGUGUAGUGAGAAUCUCAACUCGCUGCAAGCUAUGAGGCAUUCUCCAUACUACAAGGAGUUUGAAGAAGAAGCAUCGUCCUGGGAGGAGAAGCUCAACCGGGUCCACGUCUUGUUUGAUGUCUGGAUCGAUGUUCAGCGCCAGUGGGUCUAUCUUGAAGGAGUUUUCACAGGCAAUGCGGACAUAAAACACCUGCUGCCUAUCGAGAGCAAUAGAUUUGGAAACAUCAACAAUGAGUUCCUUUCUGUGAUGAAGAAGGUCUCCCGUUCGCCUGCCGUGCUCGAUGUGCUAGCGAUCUCUGGGGUUCAGAAGUCACUCGAGCGCCUCGCCGAAUUGCUCAAUAAGAUUCAGAAAGCUCUUGGAGAAUACCUUGAGCGGGAACGCAUGUCUUUUCCACGAUUCUACUUUGUGGGUGACGAGGAUCUUCUUGAAAUUAUUGGCAACAGCAACGAUACCAGCCGCAUUGCUAAGCACUUGAAAAAGAUGUUCGCUGGUAUCAAUGGCCUUAUUACGGAGGACAACACCGUCAUCACUGGCUUCACAUCAAAGGAAGGCGAGGAGGUCUCCAUGAGAAAGGAAGUAUCACUGAUCAAGACACCAAAGGUCAACGAAUGGCUGGCAGCGCUGGAAGGCAGCAUGAAGAAUACGCUUGCUGAACUUCUUCACGAAGCUAUUCAAGAAUUCAACACUUUGCUGGAGAAUGGCCCUCUCGACGCGGAGGCCUUCGACGCAUACGUGACAAAGUACCCAGCUCAAGUCGUUGUCCUGGCCACUCAGGUUUGCUGGACGUCUGCCGUGGAGGCUGCUCUUGUAGGAGGUGGUGGCGCACUCGACGGCCUGUAUGAACAACAGGUGACGAUCUUGAAGCUGCUUGCGGCCACAGUUCUCGGCGAUCUGUCAGCCCUGCAUCGAAAGAAAUGUGAGCACCUCAUCACCGAGUGUGUCCACCAACGAGAUGUCAUUGGCAACCUUCGUAAGGUUGGUGCAACAGCCCCGACUCAUUACCUGUGGCUUGCGCAGAUGCGAUAUGUCUAUCAAGGAGAAGGCGAAUACACCUCACGACUGCGCAUCAAGAUGGCUAAUGCUGAUCUGGCUUAUGGAUACGAAUAUCUAGGAGUUCCAGAACGUCUUGUUCGCACACCUUUGACAGACCGAUGUUUCCUCACACUCACUCAAGCACUCGAGCAACGACUGGGAGGUUCGCCAUAUGGUCCUGCCGGUACCGGUAAGACUGAGUCCGUCAAAGCCCUUGGUCUCCAACUCGGACGCUUCACACUCGUCUUCUGCUGUGAUGACACUUUUGACUUCCAGGCCAUGGGCCGUAUCUUCCUUGGUAUCUGCCAGGUUGGUGCUUGGGGUUGUUUCGACGAGUUCAACAGAUUGGAGGAGCGUAUCCUGUCUGCUGUAUCUCAACAAGUCCAGAACAUCCAACUGGGUUUAAGGAAAGGAGCCAUCGAUCCGAAGUCUGAGAUUGAACUAGUUGGACGAAACGUCAAAGUCAACUCCUCUACCGGUAUAUUCAUCACCAUGAAUCCAGGCUACGCUGGCCGUUCCAAUCUGCCGGACAAUCUCAAGAAGCUAUUCCGCAGCGUUGCGAUGUCGAAGCCCGACAAGGAGCUUAUCGCUGAAGUCAUGUUGUACUCCCAGGGUUUCGCAAAAGCCAAAGAGCUGUCAAGACAAGUUGUUCCCUUCUUCGAUCAGUGCGGGGUCCGUCUCUCUAAGCAAUCGCAUUAUGACUUUGGUCUGCGUGCGUUGAAGAGUGUUCUGGUCAGCUCGGGUGGACUCAAGAGAGCUCGAAUUGCACACGACGAUGAAGCUAGGGCUGCUGAGGAGGUUCUGGAGCCACAGAUCAUCGUGCAGAGUCUCCGUGAGACUAUGGCACCUAAGCUGAUCCAGAGUGAUGUUGAAAUUAUGCAGGAGGUUGAGACUGUAGCCUUUCCUGGUAUCGAGUAUAUUCCAGCUCCAUUGGAAGAACUCCGACAGGCUAUUCGGGAGUCAGCUGCUGAGAACAAGCUUGUCAUCAGCGAUGCUUGGAUGACCAAGAUUCUUCAGCUCUACCAGAUCCAAGGACUUCAUCAUGGUGUCAUGAUGGUUGGAUCAUCUGGUUCUGGUAAAUCAGCUGCAUGGAAGACAUUACUCUCAGCCCUGCAGAAGUACGAGAAAGUAGAAGGUGUGUGUCACGUCAUCGAUCCAAAGGUGAUGUCCAAGGAGAGCCUGUAUGGUAGCCUCGAUAGCACGACCCGCGAAUGGACCGAUGGUCUGUUCACAAGCAUUCUUCGGAAGAUUGUGGACAACCUCCGUGGUGAAGAUACGAAACGCCAUUGGAUUGUCUUUGAUGGAGACGUCGAUCCCGAAUGGGUGGAGAACUUGAACAGUGUGUUGGACGACAACAAGCUUCUCACGCUGCCGAAUGGAGAACGUUUGAAUUUACCAUCUAAUGUACGGGUCAUGUUCGAAGUCGAAACGCUACGCUACGCUACGCUGGCCACCGUCAGUCGUUGUGGUAUGGUCUGGUUCAGCGACGACACUGUCUCAGUCGACAUGAUGGUUUCCAACUACAUCAAGCAUCUCAAAGAAGUGCCAUUCGAAGAUAUUGAAGACGACUCAGUUGCGCCAGGUCUACUCUCACAAAAGAUCUUGACCGUUCAAAAUCAAGUAGCAGACUUCCUCCAAGUAAAGCUGACUCAAGAUGGUCUGAUCGAGAAAGCAUUGACGUAUGCCCGCGACUUCCAGCAUAUCAUGGAGUAUACCGACAUCCGUGUGCUAAAUACACUUUUUUCGCUUCUCAAUAAAGCGUGCAGAACGAUCCUCGAAUACAACGUCCAGCAUCCGGACUUUCCUCUGGAAGACGAGCAAAUAGAGACCUUCCUUUCAAAGAAGCUCAUGCUAGCUUUGGUAUGGUCUUUGACAGGUGACGGGCCGCUUGGUCAGCGUAAACUAUUUGGAGAUCGCAUCUCCGGCCUAACGACCGUGGACCUGCCAUCUAUCACCGAGAGCACUUCUCUCAUUGACUACGACGUUGCUCUUCCUCAAGGAGAAUGGACACCAUGGCAAUCCCAAGUGCCUAAUAUUGAAGUCAAUACCCAUUCAGUCACCCAGACAGAUGUCGUCAUUCCGACACUCGAUACAGUCCGUCACGAAGACGUGCUCUAUUCAUGGUUAGCUGAGCAUAAGCCACUGCUCCUAUGUGGUCCUCCGGGUUCUGGUAAGACCAUGACGCUCUUCAGCGCUCUCCGUAAGCUUCCGAACAUGGAAGUUGUUGGCCUCAAUUUCUCCAGCGCAACCACUCCGGAUCUUCUCAUCAAGACGUUUGAGCAGUACUGCGAGUACAAGAAGACUUUGAAUGGUGUCGUCCUCAGCCCGACUCAGAUAGGCAAAUGGCUCGUAAUCUUCUGCGACGAAAUUAAUUUGCCGGCUCCUGACAAGUAUGGUACGCAGCGCGCGAUUUCAUUCUUGAGACAGCUCGUCGAGCAGAAUGGUUUCUGGCGCACAUCAGACAAGACCUGGGUUACUUUGGAUCGCAUUCAAUUCGUGGGCGCAUGUAAUCCUCCGACUGAUGCUGGACGUACGCCUAUGGGUCUGCGAUUCCUUCGACAUGCGCCGUUGAUCAUGGUCGAUUACCCUGGCGAGGCUUCACUACUGCAAAUCUAUGGCACUUUCAACACCGCAGUCUUGAAAAUCAUUCCGGCCCUCCGUGGGUAUGCUGAACCUCUUACAAAGGCCAUGGUUCAACUCUACGCAGAAUCGCAGAAGAAAUUCACACCAGAUAUACAACCGCACUAUGUCUACUCGCCUCGUGAAUUGACCCGAUGGGUUAGGGGUGUCUACGAAGCCAUCAAACCCCUCGAGACGUUGACUGUCGAGGGUCUUGUCAGAAUAUGGGCUCACGAAGCUCUGCGCUUGUUCCAGGACCGUUUGAUUGCCGAAGAGGAACGCAAGUGGACCGAAGAUAGUGUCCACAGAGUUGCGAUGGAACAUUUCCCUACUAUAGACGAGCCUCAAGCCCUCGGUGGCCCGAUUCUGUUCUCUAAUUGGCUAUCGAAGAAUUACGUGCCAGUCGAGCGUGAAGAGCUGCGCGAAUUCGUCAAAGCAAGGCUGAAGACGUUCUGCGAGGAAGAAGUCGAUGUCCCACUCAUCUUGUUCAACGAUGUUCUCGAACAUGUACUCCGGAUCGACAGAGUCUUCCGACAGCCACAAGGUCAUCUGAUUUUGAUUGGUGUUAGUGGUAGUGGCAAGACAACGCUGAGUAGAUUCGUUGCUUGGAUGAACGGCUUGAAAGUGUAUCAGAUCAAGGUACAUGGCAAAUAUUCUGGUGAAGAUUUCGACGAAGACUUGCGCACUGUUCUGCGCAGGUGUGGCUGCAAAGGAGAGAAGAUUUGCUUCAUCAUGGACGAGUCCAACGUUCUAGACUCUGGCUUCCUCGAGCGCAUGAACACCCUGUUAGCCAAUGCCGAAGUCCCCGGUCUCUUCGAGGGUGACGAAUACCAGACCCUCAUGACAGCCUGUAAAGAAGGCGCUCAGCGGCAAGGACUUUUGCUCGACUCUCAAGAGGAGCUGUACAAGUGGUUUACGCAGCAGAUUGUCAAGAACCUCCAUGUGGUGUUCACCAUGAAUCCUCCAGAGGAAGGCUUAUCAUCAAAAGCCGCGACAAGUCCUGCGUUGUUCAACAGAUGCGUCCUCAACUGGUUUGGUGACUGGUCUGAUCAGGCAUUGUACCAGGUUGGCUCGGAGCUUACGCUGUCGGUUGACCUUGAUCGAGCGAACUUCAACGCACCUGAUAGUAUCCCCGUGGCGUAUCGCGACCUCAAUCUUCCUCCCUCACACCGUGAGGCUGUCGUCAAUGCUAUGGUCUAUGUCCAUCACUCGCUACAUCAUUUCAACGACAGACUCAAGAAACAGCAGAAUAGGUCGACUUUCCUUACGCCGAGGCACUUCUUGGACUUUGUCGCGCAGUACGUUAAAUUGUACAACGAGAAGCGUGAAGACCUGGAAGAACAACAGCGCCAUCUCAACGUCGGUCUGGAGAAGCUCCGGGAGACGUUCGACAAGGUCAGAGACUUGCGACAAAGUCUGUCCAAGAAGCAGACACAGUUGGAGGCCAAGAAUGCAGAGGCAAACGAAAAGCUGCAGCGAAUGGUCAAGGACCAGCAAGAAGCGGAACAGCGCAAGUCGGCAUCGCUUGAUCUGCAAGCGAGUCUCGAGAAACAGGAGAAAGACGUCGCAGCACGUAAGGAAGUCGUCGAAGCUGAUCUGGCAAAAGCAGAACCUGCCGUUAUUGAGGCGCAAAAGAGUGUCAACAACAUCAAGCGUCAGCAUCUUACGGAAGUCAGGUCUAUGCAGAACCCUCCUACUGGCGUGAAACUUGCCUUGGAAUCUGUUUGUACACUUCUCGGGCACAAGGUUUCGACGUGGAAAGAUAUUGUUGCUAUUGUCCGUCGUGAUGAUUUCAUUGCCAGCAUUGUCAAUUAUGACAAUGAACGCCAGAUGACGAAAAACCACAGAAUCAAGAUGCGCAACGAGUUUUUCUCCAAGGAGGAGUUUACGUUUGAGAGGGUCAAUCGCGCCAGUAAGGCAUGUGGUCCUUUGGUGCAGUGGGUGGAAGCGCAGGUUAGCUAUUCAGAGAUUCUGGAUCGAGUAGGACCUCUGAGAGAAGAGGUGGAUACUCUCGAGGAGAAAGCCUUGACUACAAGGGCUACUGCACAAGCUACGCAGAACCAGAUCAAACGUCUAGAGGACAGUAUCGAGAACUUCAAACAGGAGUAUGCUGCGCUCAUUAGCGAGACUGAGUCGCUCAAGGCCGAGAUGACCCGGGUCCAGACCAAAGUUGAUCGUAGUAUGCGUUUGUUGGACAGCCUGGCCUCAGAAAGGGAGAGAUGGGAGGCUGGAAGCAAGUCGUUUGAGACCCAGAUCGAUACAAUUGUUGGUGACGUUCUUGUUGCCGCUGCAUUUAUUGCCUACUCUGGGUACUUUGACCAGCAAUACCGCAAAGCAAUGAUGGAGGACUGGUUCAAUCACCUUGGCCUUUCGGGAAUCAAGUACAAGUCACCCAAUCCAGUCGCAGAGUAUCUUUCCACCGCCGACGAGAGACUUAAAUGGCAAGAGAACUCGUUGCCAGUUGACGACUUGUGCACCGAGAAUGCAAUCAUCCUGAAGAGGUUCAAUCGCUACCCCUUGAUUAUCGAUCCCUCUGGUCGCGUGGCCGAGUUCCUACAGAAUGAGAGCAAAGAUCGUCGCCUUAUCGUGACGAGUUUCUUGGACGAUUCGUUCACGAAGCAGCUUGAGAGCUCCCUUCGAUUUGGUAAUUCCAUCCUCAUCCAGGACGCAGAGCACCUCGACCCCAUUCUUAACCAUGUGCUGAACAAAGAGUACCAAAAGACUGGUGGUCGUGUCUUGAUACAGCUGGGCAAGCAAGAGAUUGACUUUUCCCCGUCAUUCAAGAUCUUCCUUUCGACAAGAGACCCGUCUGCUGCUUUCGCGCCCGACAUCUGUAGUCGUACCACAUUCGUUAAUUUUACGGUCACGCAAAGCAGUCUUCAGACGCAGACGCUUAAUGAGGUUCUUAAAUCGGAGCGUCCUGAUGUUGAUGAGCGACGAUCGAACCUGAUCAAGAUGCAAGGAGAGUUCAGUGUGCAUCUCCGUCGUCUCGAGAAACGACUGCUUCAGGCUUUGAAUGAGUCCCAAGGAAACAUUCUUGACGACGACAAUGUUAUUCAGACCCUAGAAACCCUCAAGAAGGAAGCUGCCGAUAUCACUGCCAAGGUUGCUGAGACUGAGGGCGUCAUGGGCGAAGUCGAGAAAGUUACGCUGCAGUAUAAUGUUAUCGCACGUUCCUGUGCUGCUCUAUUUGCGGUACUGGAGCAGCUGCAUCACCUCAAUCACUUCUAUCAGUUCUCGUUGCAGUACUUUACUGAUAUAUUCGAUGCGGUUUUGUUGCGAGUCAAGCAGUCAGCUGGGAACGCGAACAAUGCUGCACGGAUAGACGAGAUCAUUCGCAACCUUUUUGUCGAUACUUAUAAGCGAACUUCGCUAUCUCUCGUUCAGAAAGAUCGCAUUGCUCUGGCCAUGCUGCUUGUACAAGCUGCACCCUACAAGAUGGACAAGAGCCUCAUCGACCACGUUUUGGACGAGGACCUAGGUGGUAGCGACCUUUCUACGCAAGCCGACAAGCGUCAGGACGUAAUGGAUCGAUUGUCGAAGAUGAAACUGUUCAAGGACGACUGCGAGAAGCCGUCUGCUGGUGAUUGGGAGAGAUUUUACACCGAAGAGCUUGCUGAGAACUGUGUACCUGCUGCCUGGCCGGAUGGGAUUGAACGUUUCGACAAGUCUUUGCGGUCACUUAUUCUGGUCAAACUCUUCCGCAUAGACAGAUUCAUCCCCGCUGUGGAGCGCUUCGUUACGGAUGUCUUUGGUAAGGGUUUGAUGGAUGCGAGUGGCGAUCUUGGCCCAAUAGUCAGAGAAGUCACAUCAACUACACCAAUCGCCCUGAGCUCCAGUCCCGGAUUUGAUGCCAGUUACAAGGUCGACAGCCUGGUAGAGAAGACUCAGGCUACAUGCACGAAUAUCGCCAUGGGUUCGAAUGAAGGCGCUGCCAGCGCAGACAAAGCUAUCUCCAAUGCUGCAGCACAAGGUUCUUGGGUUCUCGUCAAGAACGUACACUUGGCACCAAUGUGGCUGCAGAAUCUCACCAAGCGCAUCGAUUCUCUCAAGCCGCAUGCAGACUUCAGACUAUUCCUGUCCAUGGAAACUAGUCCUAAGAUACCAGUCAACCUUCUCCGAGCGUCUCGCAUUCUCAUGUACGAACAGCCAGCUGGUAUCCGCGCCAACAUGAAGGACUCUUUGUCCUCAUUAUCCACCAGAGCUGUCCAGCAACCAGUCGAACGAGCUAGAGUUUACCUGCUGCUCUCUUUCCUCCACGCCGUUGUCCAAGAGCGCUUGCGAUAUGCGCCUCAGCUCGGAUGGAAGGGCUUCUGGGAGUUUAACGACAGCGAUUACGAGUGUUGUGCUUUCAUCAUUGACACCUGGAUCGACCGUGUCACUCAAGGUCGAACGAAUGUGGCACCAAAGAACAUUCCCUGGGACAUGCUGCGCAUGCUCAUGACUGAGAUGUACGGCGGCAAGAUCGACAACGAGUCUGACUUCAAACAACUCACCUCCAUCGUCGAGAGCGUGAUGACCCCGGCUGCAUUCGAGGACAACUUCAAGCUUGUGAAGCCCACUGAAGGAGACAGCGAGGGCUUGGAAUUGCCUAGUUCAACCGGCUGGAAAGACUUUACGGAGUGGGUCAAUGAGCUGCCAGAGCGCGAACCGCCGACGUAUCUGGGUCUGCCUGCGAAUGCAGAGAAGCUGCUUCUGGUCGGACAGGCAAAGGAGAUGAUUGGAAAUCUGAGGAUGGUGUGUGACCUGCUUGAUGAGGGCGAGCAGGUGAUGGCGGAGGCAGAAGCAGAGGGAUGAUGGUGGUUGAUGAUGAUGAUGAUGGAAAGAAUGGAUGAAGAAAGACUUGGCUGAUAGAUGAUUAUCGGUCCCCCCAAUCCCAACAACGCCUGACCCUUCUUCAAUUUGUACAGCACUUGAGCGAGCAUGAUGGAUAUUUCACACACGUCACGUACGGUCUUUUUCCCAUUGGCGCAGGGCGGGGUCAACGGCAGUCUCGCAUAUCACACUUUCACAUUCACAUUCACAUACACAUACACGUGCAUCCACGUGUGCGAGACUUUUUGCAUUUCCGGGCGUUUCCUGAGCGUUUCAUUGUUCGACGGGGCGAUAUGUCUAUUUAUACCAUCUCUCUCUGUGUGUCUGUGUGUGUGUGUGUGAUCCAGUCAGACAGUCAGACAUCUAAGUCGGUCUUGUGUCCUGAAUGAUGGGUCGUGUUUUUUUUUGUUAAACUCGAUGCUUUGUUGCUAUGAGGGAGAGAGGGAGAGGGAG
Messenger RNA from Pseudovirgaria hyperparasitica, 13641 nucleotides. RefSeq names its product cytoplasmic dynein-like protein 1 heavy chain 1. Gene Ontology annotation, cellular component: dynein complex. Gene Ontology annotation, biological process: microtubule-based movement. The transcript is spliced from 2 exons. The record is from RefSeq and is a predicted model, not a curated record. Gene Ontology annotation, molecular function: ATP binding; minus-end-directed microtubule motor activity; dynein light intermediate chain binding. Lineage: Eukaryota; Fungi; Ascomycota; Dothideomycetes; Acrospermales; Acrospermaceae. Bases 124 to 13170 code for a protein of 4348 amino acids.